Messenger RNA from Gongylonema pulchrum, 471 nucleotides. The record is from the annotation of a GenBank genome assembly. NCBI's taxonomy places the organism in Eukaryota, Metazoa, Nematoda, Chromadorea, Rhabditida, Gongylonematidae.
AUGGGGAAAUCAUGUGGAAAAAUUCACUGCACUAAUCCUUGCAAAAUCACCAAUGCAAAGCGAUCAUCACUGCUGGCAAUGUGUGCUGAUUGUCUCGAUCGUCUGCUUUCAAAAAAGCCUAUUUUGCAACACCGUAACAUCCUCGAACGAUUCAUCACGGAGCUUACGCACCGUAUUAUUGACGAAGCAGUAAAGGAAUCGCUGAUGAGUGCGGGAGAAAUCACUUUGUACCGCUUCUAUCAUGUUUUCAAACAGGCUAGUUCACAAGAUCACAUUCACACUGUUUUCAAAAAUUUCAUUCCCAGAGAUUUGUUCAAAACUCAGUUCCUUUUUUUAAAUUGUUACAAACAAAUUUGCGGACGGUUUCAGGGGGAAUUGGAAUCGUUGAUAGCGAUGGUACCAUCACUGCGUCUGCUUACGCUCAGCUACGAGCACGCAUAUUGGUGGGCGGUCGCUGAGAAACUGGUGUGA